GGAAGGUCCCCCCCCGUCUCCAGGCGGUUGGAGCGGUUGAAGCGCGCGUGCCUGAGAGUGGGGAUUAGGAUUGUUGAUGCCGCCAACCGCUGGCUUCAAACGCAUCGAAACAUCCUUUCACAAAUGGAGCUAAGUGUCUCAACCUCUGAAUCAAAUAUUGAUUCGGGACCAGAAAACUGGUUCGUUGGUGAUCAGGUUUUUGCCCCCUUUUCUGGAGAUGAUAAGCUAUAUGAGGCCACAAUAAAAUCAAUAUCCACAGAUGAAGAUGGCAAAACCGUGGCAGUUGUAAGGUUCUCCAGCUUUAAUGAAGAGACUGUGGCACUGACCACACUGAAAAGGAAAGGCAAAAAUGAAUGUUCGAGAGGUUUUAUAUUUGAUGAUGAUGACCUGGAGAAGCCCUGCUUCCUUGACAAAAAAGCACCAGGCCCCAAGAUCUCUUUGAAAUUGUCUGAGGGCAGUAUAUGUGUGCCAUAUACUAUUAAUAGAUACUUGCGAGACUACCAAAGAGAUGGAGUAAAGUUCAUUUUUAAGCAUUAUUUAUCUGGCAGAGGAUGCAUCCUUGGUGAUGAUAUGGGGCUUGGAAAAACUGUACAGGUUAUUUCCUUUCUAGCAGCUGUACUUCAUAAAACAGGAACCCGGGAGGAUAUUGAAAAUAACAUGCCUAAGUUUGUCCUGAAGACGAUGAGAAAGGAAUCGAAAAGACAAGAUGACAAAAUUUUCCUCAUAAUUACUCCUCUGUCUGUGCUGUACAACUGGAAGAAUGAAUUGGAAACCUGGGGUUAUUUUAGAGUUUAUAUUUUGCAUGGUAACCAAAAAGACCAUACCCUCAGUUGUAUUCGACGCAAGAAGUGCGAGAUUGCUCUGACAACCUAUGAAACAGUCCGCCUGUGUUUGGAUGAUAUCAAUUGCUUUGAGUGGUCUGCUGUGUUUGUGGAUGAAGCUCAUAAGAUAAAGAAUCCUAAAGCUCAGAUUACACAGGCAUUAAAGGCAUUGAAGUGCAAGAUAAGAAUUGGCCUGACUGGAACCAUUUUGCAGAACAACAUGGAUGAACUGUGGUGUGUCAUGGACUGGGCAAUACCAGGUUGCCUUGGCAACAGAGCUCGUUUUAAGGAAGAGUUCUGCAAUCCAAUUGAAUUUGGUCAGAGACACACAGCAACCAAAAGAGAACUGGCUGUUGGGCGAAAGGCUAUGAGCCGGUUGGCAAAACAGAUGUCUUUUUGGUUUCUGAGACGUACUAAGGCUCUCAUCAGUGAUCAGCUGCCAAAGAAAGACGAUCGGGUGAUAUACUGCUCUUUGACUGAGUUCCAGAAGACAGUAUAUAAGGCAGUGCUGGAGACAGAGGAAUUAAAGCUGGUACUGCGUGGCUGGGAUCCAUGUGAUUGCAACAGUGGCCGAAAAAAGAAAAACUGCUGUUACAAGCAAAAUGAGGAUGGGAUUACUGUACGGCAAAUUUAUUUUAGUUAUUUGUCCAUCCUUCGUAAGGUAUCCAAUCAUGUUGCACUCCUGCAGCCUGAUGAAAACACAAGCAAGAUGCAGGCAUCCACUGUCAGAAGAAUCUGUGAGCGUGUAUUUUGCAAGUUUCCAGAGUUUUUACAGCAGAGCAAAGAAGCUGCUUUUAUCACCAUUUCUGAUCCUAAAUACAGUGGGAAAAUGAAGGUUCUUCAACAGCUUUUGAACCACUGUAGAAGGAGCCAGGAAAAAGUUCUCCUCUUCUCUCUCUCAACCAAGCUUUUGGAUGUGCUGGAGAGCUACUGUAUGGCAACUGGAUUGGAUUACCAACGACUUGAUGGAAAAACCAAAACAGAGGAGAGGGUCAAAAUAGUGAAGGAAUUCAACAGCACACGAAACAUCAACAUUUGCUUGGUGUCCACAAUGGCUGGUGGUUUAGGACUGAAUUUUGUUGGAGCUAAUAUUGUUGUGAUAUUUGACCCAACAUGGAAUCCAGCUAAUGAUCUGCAAGCUAUUGACAGAGCAUAUCGUAUUGGUCAAUGCAGAGAUGUUAAAGUGUUCAGACUGAUUUCAUUGGGAACAGUUGAGGAAAUCAUGUAUCUGCGCCAGCUUUAUAAACAGCAAUUACAUUGUGCUGUUGUUGGAAGUGAAAAUGCAAAGCGCUACUUCAAUGCAGUGCAAGGAUCAAAGGAGCAUCAUGGGGAGUUGUUCGGAGUGCACAAUCUAUUUGGCCUUUGCACAGAGGGAUCCUGUUUGACCCGAGAAAUCAUUCAGAGAACAGGUCAAGUGGAAGCAGGAGUGAUGACAGCUGCUACACAGUUGAGAGAAGAGCCUCCAGCAACAAGAUUGGAAACAGUGAGUUUUCCAUCAUCUCACACCAUUGACGUAGAAAAGAAGAUGGAAGAAGAGAAUAAGGACCUGCCGGAGCAAUGUACAAUAGAAAGAAAGCCACGUAAAAGAAAGUCAGAACAAUUUUUUGACUUUAGUAGUGAAAGCGAGACAGAGCCUUCAAGUAUGACAAAAAUGAAGGGUAAUAGAGGUGGUGCAGUAGCUACCAGUAAUAAUACUGAUAGCCAUGGACAACUCACAUUAGCCCAGUAUGGGUUUUCUAAACUCCUAGAUAGGCAAACAUGCACUGGAGAAGAGUGCGGUGAGAGUGACUGCAAUUCUGAUGAUGACCUAUUAGAGAAUCAAUGCUCAGAAGAAAGCACAAGCGAUGAUUUAAGUUCCCCUGUACCCAAGGCAAAUUAUGGGCCUGUCAAACUGGUUUCAGAGGCCCAACCAAAUGCUCAAUCUAUAAAAAGGAAUGGGCAUGCUCAGCAAGUAAGAGAAAGACUUUGUCAACACUGGAGCACUUCUAGUGAAUCAGAAGGAGAGGCUGAAUUAAGAAAAAAAUGCAAAUAUCAUGGAACUUCAAUAAAUGUUGCUCUUUCCAUGGGAACUAACAACAGCACAGAAGAAAAUGAUGAUGCUGUCCCUCCUUCACAGGUAUUGGGACAAAAGAAAAAAGUACCUACCAAGAAGAAAUCUAAAUCUGACUUGCUGUUAAAAGAUUCUGAGGAGUCAAAUGACAAAAACCUCACAAGUAUUUCCUAUAAAGAAAAGGCAUUGUUGUCCUGUAAAUCAAGAUUUCCUGGUGUUAAAACAUGCAUAAUUAGUCAUUGUCCCAGGGUAACAACAGGGAAUCCCUUGAGUUAUUCUGCCAAAUUGAAAGAACCAGGCAACAUCAGUGAUGAGUCAGACGACGUUGAAAUAUCUGCAAGCCCACCAGGGAGAACACCCAAUCAAUUAGAACAUCAAGGAGAAAGAGGCAAAAAAAGCCCAUGCAAUAAAUCUCGAGUCCAUUUUAAAAAAAAGACCACUGAGUACAACAUUGAGCAAUUUUCAUCCUCUGGAGAUGAUGUUCCCACCAAACGAAUGUGUUGCAAUGUAAUCAGAGAGGUGGGCAAAAAUAAUAUUAAGCCAGAGUGCAAUGUUCGACUUGGGCACAAGCAUAAACCAAUCAGAAUUGACAAAGGUGAAGGUAUACUGGAGAACGAGAAGCAGAGCCGGAGUCAUGGGGAGCAGUUUGCAACAAUGGACAGAUUGCUAGGUGAUGUACAGGAAGUGGCUUUCAUUCAUUCAAACCAACAUGUGAUUGGGUCCAGCAAGGCUGAAAAUCAAAUGAGUCGUACUGCAAUUCGUGAUGUAUUUGAACUAAAACAACAUUCGCAGAUUCCUGCCAAUGUAGCAGUCCACACUAGUCAGCUACUUCAGAAAACUGACAGCAUGCUUAGUACUCCUCAGAAGUCCUUGCAGCAACACCACAUAAAUCAAAGUCAAAAGUUGCCUGCUCUCUCACUUGUGCAUCCUGUUACACAGACAAUGAGGAAGGUCCACCGAGCAGGCGGCACUACCUUCCUGAUUGGACAAACACCCAAAGGAAUCUGUAGGAAACAACUCUUUGAAAUGGCCGAGUAUUUCAACAUGGCUUCCGCAGAAGAAUUGGCAGAACAUCUUUUAAUUAGCACCUCGCAGCACCGGCUGACAAUGCUAAGGAAAUUUUACACGUCCCAGUAUCCAGAGCUAGAAGACAUCUUACCAGAUGGACCUCCAGAAUCUACACUUGAACAUAAUGUCACAGUGGGAAAUUCGCAGGAUUGUAUGACCACAGAGUAUGCUGGCAGUAGGGAUAAAAAUCAAAGCAAUUAUUCUUUGAUUCAAGGAGUACCAGGUGGCAAAAAACAUUUUAAGAAAAAGCAUCUAAAAAAGAUUACAUGUUUUGAAACACAAAAUGAUGUUAUUUCAGAAAAUUGUGACUGUAAGUCAAGAAUAACUCAUGUAAAAAAGAGUGUGUUGGCAGACAAGUCAUUUUCUAGUGAUUCUGCUGAAGAGGUUGACAGUAACACCUGUAUGGAUUUUUCAAGGCCUUCAACUACUCCACUCUUAAAGAGUACACCACACAGGGGUGAAACAAGUUCCAGAACAUCUGUGAAACAUCAGCAACCUCAUGAAGAGAUAGUGCCACUGGUAGAAAGGUUAAAGUGCAACUCAGAUGACAACCAAAAAUUAACACUGUCCAAAGCUGACUCAAUCACAGAGCUACUUGGUGACACUUCAGUACUGGAUGCAUUGUUUGAGAGGAGAAAAAACAUUACUGAGCAGUCAAUAAAGGCCACAGGGCAUGUGCCAAAAGGAAAAAACAAAUCAAAGGAUUUCUGGGAUUUUCUCAAUCUCAAUAACAAUGAGGAUGUCAGUACACUAACAGACCUAUCUGUGAUCGAAAAGUUAUGUGAAAGUGCACCUUUGAAAUCAAAGAACAGUGGAAAAGAAUCAGGUGACACCUUUUGGAAAAAGAAUGAGAAGUUCUUAUGGAAAAGUGAUCCAAAGAGUGACUCCUAUGUCUCAACAUCUGGAACAUUUUGCUAUGAAAAUCAAGUAAAAACCAUAAGAACUACAGAUGCUGUAAAUCAAGUGCUGGAUGGGAAGAGUAACAGAAGCCUGUAAAUAAAUAAUUAUCUGAA
Rhincodon typus (whale shark) is the source of this 4952-nucleotide messenger RNA. It is a transcript of the gene ercc6l2, whose product is annotated as excision repair cross-complementation group 6-like 2. Bases 124 to 4935 code for a protein of 1603 amino acids. The record is from RefSeq and is a predicted model, not a curated record. The transcript has 20 exons. NCBI's taxonomy places the organism in Eukaryota, Metazoa, Chordata, Chondrichthyes, Orectolobiformes, Rhincodontidae. Gene Ontology annotation, molecular function: ATP-dependent chromatin remodeler activity; ATP binding.